CUGAUCGCCGAGGUUACCUCUCCACACGGGAAGAACCACCGCAUCGUAUUCUACCGCGACAUCAACGUAUUUGCCUUCGAGCUGCUCGAUAAAACUGCACGGCACUCGAUCACGUACCGCCUUGAUGAGCUGCUCUGCGUCCGCUCGACGCCGGUGAGGAUCAGGCGAGGAGUACCGGUGGUCGAGGAAAAGCUGGCUCCAACCGAAGCAACACUCUUUUUUAACUUCGUCUUUAAGAAGGACAAGUAUCGUUGGCGAUUAAAGCAGUUACCAGUAACGUUUAAGACGAGUUCAGAACGUAACUACUGGUUGAACAUCGUGACGGCGACGCUGAUCGGAGUGCGGAACCGCCCGAAGAACAUCAUCGUGUUCAUUAAUCCGUUCGGUGGAAAAGGCAAAGCGCAGCAGAUCUUCCAGAAUUAUGUAGAACCUUUCUUCAAACUUACUCCGUGCCUUUCAUUCCAAGUGAUUCUUACGGAGAGAGCGAAUCAUGCUAAAGACUAUAUCCUAGAAAUGCCACCGGAUCAAUGGCAGUGUGUGGAUGGUUUGGUUUCCGUCGGUGGUGAUGGCUUGUUCAACGAAUUACUGUCUGGUGCUCUUCUAAGAACACAAGAAGAUUCUGGAAAGGACAUUCAUGAUCCCGACUCAGAGCAGUUACAGACGCCACACCUCAGAUUUGGAAUCAUUGGAGCGGGAUCUGCGAAUUCGAUCGUCAGUACUGUUCACGAAACGACUGAUUACGCAACUGCAGCACUUCACAUCGCCAUAGGUUCCGAGUGCAACGUUGAUGUGUGCACAGUGCACGAAAACAACCAUCUGCUGCGAAUCUCGGCUAACGCCAUCUCGUACGGCUGGCUGGGCGACCUUCUGAGGGACUCGGAGCGCUACAGAUGGCUGGGACCAAUCCGCUAUCAGUGGAGCGCUCUGCGAACAACAAUUCGCCAUCCUAUCUAUCGUGGGAAAGUGUCAUUCUCUCUGUCGCGUAAAGAAACCGAAGACCCAAGUGAAGUGCUGCCUUUGUGCCUCAAGCCAUGUCCUACUUGCGAUGCUCUUACUAGGUAUGAACCGCUUCCAAAUCUCGAGUUCAGAUUUAGUGGUACUUCACAGACAACUUCCACUCCCCGUUAUGAUUUUCACUGGUACACUGAUUUCACACACGUCAUCUGUUGCGUAAUUCCUACUGUUACUGUGUUUACGCCGUAUGGAUUAGCACCCUUCACAGGGAUUGGUGACGGAACUCUGGAUCUCGCUCUUGUUCCAAGGAUUUCUAGAUGUCAUAACAUACAAUUUAUGAGAAAGGUUGCAAUGUACGGAGGAAAAGGAUUGUAUCAAAUCGACCGCACUCUCUGUUGCUUUCGAGUUUUGAGAUGGUCUUUUGAAGCAGAUGAAAACCAACUCGAUCCUGGGGUUUGGAAUCUCGAUGGAGAGAUUCUCGAGCAACCCAGAGGGACUCCUCUACACUUUAGAUUACACCCUCAACUUAUAAGCUUCUUCGGACGUGACUCAUCAGUGGUAGAACCGUCAAAGAAGAAAGGCUACAUUCAGAAGAGAAAAUCUAGUAUUAUCUACAUUUAA
Molecule: messenger RNA, 1575 nt
Organism: Angiostrongylus costaricensis
Lineage: Eukaryota; Metazoa; Nematoda; Chromadorea; Rhabditida; Metastrongylidae
Source: the annotation of a GenBank genome assembly